This is a messenger RNA of Rosa chinensis, 2093 nucleotides long. Its product is annotated as amino acid transporter AVT1A. The record is from RefSeq and is a predicted model, not a curated record. The transcript is spliced from 12 exons. The coding region runs from base 190 to 1800 and encodes 536 amino acids. NCBI's taxonomy places the organism in Eukaryota, Viridiplantae, Streptophyta, Magnoliopsida, Rosales, Rosaceae. Gene Ontology annotation, cellular component: plasma membrane.
ACUUGCGUCUGGGAUUGGGCUGUCGCUAUGUAAGUAUCGUGCUGGCAAAGAUUGGGCUACAAAACCUCGCAUCGCAUGCCAUAAUUACGACGCAGUGAUCUAUCUUCCUCUCUCACAACGCCACCCGGCACUCUCCUCUACACCAGAAACUUCAUCACCAUUCUCUUUUCUCCUAGCCUCUAGCCUGUCAUGGCUCACCAGAAAGAAUCCGAUCCCAUUUUGUUCGUGAGUGAUGACCAACUGAGCGAUGAUAUUGAGGACAACAAGAUCGAGAGUGGCAGCAGCAGCAGUUCUGCUAGUGACAAUGCUCAUCGUCCUCAGAUGUCGUCCCCUGGUAAUAGUUUUUCUUCCCAGAUAUGGCCGCAGAGUUACAGGGAGACACUGGAUUCUUACGUUAUUGCAGCAUCACCAAAUUUUGGUAAUCUUGGAUUUGUUCCACCUGGUAGUAGCUAUUCCUAUUCCAGCUUUAAGAGUAGUUCCGAUGUGGGUUCAAAGGCUCCGUUAUUGUCUGCCGACGAACGUGAACGCUUUUCUCAGAAUUGGGACAAAACCUCUAGAACCCAAUCAUUAUGGUCACAAAGGUCGACACUAAAUAAACAGGUCACGGGAGAAUUGCCUGCUGCCUAUGGAUGUAGCUUGACUCAAACCGUAUUCAAUGGAAUUAAUGUAAUGGCGGGAGUUGGGCUUCUGUCUACACCUUAUACAGUGAAAGAAGCUGGCUGGGCAAGUAUUGUGGUGCUACUUCUUUUUGCAAUCGUGUGUUGUUACACAGCCAUACUCAUGAGAUUCUGCUUUGAGACCAAUAAAGGAAUUACGAGUUACCCAGAUUUAGGAGAAGCUGCAUUUGGAAGAUUUGGGCGUAUUUUCAUAUCUAUCAUUUUGUACGCAGAACUCUAUUCUUACUGUGUAGAAUUCAUCAUUUUGGAAGGAGAUAAUCUCAGCAGGCUAUUCCCAGGGACAUCCUUGAAUUGGGCUGGUUUUCACUUGGACUCCGUGCACUUAUUUGGAAUUUUAACUGCCUUGAUUGUUCUACCAACUGUUUGGUUGAAGGAUCUUCGUUUGAUUUCAUUCCUUUCAGCUGGUGGGGUCAUUGUUACAAUUUUGAUCGUUCUAUGUGUAAUUUUACUUGGUACAACUGGUGGGAUUGGAUUUCAUCAAACUGCUAAAGUAGUGAACAUUAAUGGAAUUCCACUUGUAAUUGGUGUAUAUGGGUUUUGCUUUGCUGGGCAUACUGUGUUUCCAAAUAUUUACCAAUCCAUGGCAGACAAAAAACAAUUUACUAAAGCCGUGAUUAUAUGCUUUCUAUUGGCUGCUCUGUUAUAUGGCAGUGUUGCAGUCAUGGGAUUUCUAAUGUUUGGUCAAAGCACAUUGUCUCAGAUAACUUUAAAUAUGCCACCACAUGCACUUGCUUCCAAAGUUGCGUUGUGGACAACUGUUAUCAACCCCUUGAGCAAAUAUGCCCUCCUGAUGAACCCAUUAGCAAGGAGUAUAGAGGAGCUUCUGCCUGUUGGACUUUCUAAUAGUUUUUGGUGUUUCAUUCUUUUAAGAAUAGCACUUGUCAUCUCUACUGUUGGUGCUGCUUUUCUUAUUCCUUUCUUUGGUCUUGUGAUGUCUUUAAUAGGCUCUCUACUCAGCGUACUCGUGUCGGUGAUAGUGCCAGCACUAUGCUUCCUGAAAAUAGCAGGAAUGAAAGCUUCGAGGAUACAGGUUGUUUCAAGUAUCACUGUAGCUGGAUUGGGAGUUGUUGCUGGAAUCCUUGGUACAUAUUCUUCAGUAUCCAAAAUCGUGAAGAGUUAUUGAAGAUUUUAAGUAGUUGAAAUGCGGAACGUUUUUGCUGUGUUGAUGCUCUAGUUGUAUAUGCAUUUACUACAUCUUGAAGUAGUAUUUCUACUAAUUAGAGAAGUAGGCCACUUCGGACGGCCAUUUCGGAAGCUGUAUAAGUUAUAUGGAGCCUUUUAGGCCACUAUAAGUUUAUGUGACGUUGAGUCUUCCAUACUCUACUCACUGCGAGUACUGUUUUUGUAGAAAGUUGAAACAUACCGAUACUUUUACGGAUUUAUCUAAUUACUAGGGACUUGAACUGAUUAAUGUUA